This is a messenger RNA of Monodelphis domestica (gray short-tailed opossum), 7923 nucleotides long. RefSeq lists its product as uncharacterized. Lineage: Eukaryota; Metazoa; Chordata; Mammalia; Didelphimorphia; Didelphidae. The record is from RefSeq and is a predicted model, not a curated record.
GGCCUGCAGGGGGUGGUGAGGGCAGCAGUUCGGAGGCACUCCCCACCCAGUUCAGGGAAGGAGGAAGAGGAAAGGAAAUUAGCUGCCAGUUCGUUGGGUUCUGGGCUCCCUCGCCUCCUCUAGCUUGGUGGUGGAUAUUGCCCUCUGGCAUUUGGGGAGCCCGAGCAGAGACGAGUCUGGAGAGAGCCCUAGGGCUACGCUGCCAUGAGCAGCCCCCGGACACUGUUGCUUCAGCUGCCGCUGCGUGGGCCAAUCCCAGCUGCCUGGCUCCCGUUCCGGCUCCGGAUCGGACUCGGGCUCGGACUCCAGCGCCUGCGGGCGCCGAUCUCCGGUUGUGCUGCGUCCCGCCUGCUGGGGACAAAAGUCGGGGCCAGCGGGGGCGGUCCCGGGAGAGGAGAAGGAUGCGAAGGGACGCGCACAGUACGGAUCGGCUGCGCCUCGGCUUUCUGGGGAGACACAGCGGCUUCAGUUCCACAGCUGCUGUAUAGGGGGAAGCUGGAUUUUUUGGUUUUUGAUUAUCUCUCAGAGAUAACUAUGUGUCUAUUAACUGCUGCAAAGGCCAAAUCACCAGACCUCGGUUAUGUUCCUGAUUUUGUGCAGACUGCAAUGGCUCCAUAUAUUAAAGAUAUUCACAAAAAAGGCAUUCGUGUUAUCAGUAAUGCUGGUGGGACCAAUCCCCUCGCUUGUGCUAAGGCUCUUCACAGGGUGGCAAAGAAGGCUGAUGUGGAUUUGAAAAUAGCAGUUAUCACUGGGGAUGACAUAAUGGGAGAGAAAGAUAACCUGAAAGGAUCAGGGAUUAUAGAUAUCGAGAAUGGAAAGCCAUUUCCGGACACUAUUCAAAGUAUGAAUGUUUACCUUGGGGCAAGACCAAUAAGCCGAGCCUUGGACUUGGGUGCUGACAUUGUCUUGACUGGCCGUUGUGUGGACAGUGCCAUAGUACUAGGACCCCUUAUUCAUUCUUUUGGUUGGAAUAGAAAUGACUUUGACUUGCUGGCAGCUGGGAGUCUUGCAGGCCAUCUCAUUGAAUGUGGUGCUCAGUGUACUGGGGGGAUAUACACUGAUUGGCAUGCAGUUCCAGACUGGCACAACAUAGGAUUUCCCAUCGUGGAAUGUUCUCCUGAUGGACAAUUCGUUCUGUCAAAGCCUGCUAACACGGGAGGUCUUGUCUCUUUUGGUACUGUGGCUGAACAGCUGGUGUAUGAAAUAGGCAAUCCUCAACUCUACCUCUUGCCAGAUGUGACUUGUGACUUUUCUCAAGUCACUAUUACUGAAAUUCCAGGUAUUGAAGGUGGGGCCGUACAAGUCAAUGGAGCAAAGGGAUCAGUUCCUUCUUCAUCUUAUAAGGUAAGUGCUUCUUACCUGGAUGGUUUCAAAGCAACUGCUGUCUGUGCAAUAGGAGGGCCGAGAGCCACAGAAAAAGGAAGGCGGACAGCUGAAAGUAUUUUGAGAAGAACUCGUGUUAUGUUUGAAGAGCUGGGCUUGGAAGAUUAUAGCGCCAUUCACAUUCAGAUUUUAGGAGCUGAAGAAACAUAUGGGCUCCAUGCAAAAGCCAGCCUAGAUGGGGGCCCCCGAGAAGUUGUUCUCUGGCUGGCUGUACAGCACAAACAGAAGAAAGCACUGGAAAUUUUUUCUAGAGAAAUUGCACCAGCUGGGACAGGAAUGGCACCUGGCCUGACUGGAAUUGUUGGAGGUCGUCCAAAAGUAUCUACAGUUCUGAAACCAUUUUUCUUCUUAUAUCCUCAAAGAAAUGUCAAGAUUGAUAUCUACAUUAAUGGACAACAUGUCGAAACGUUUCAGGAAGACUUCACCUUUACAACAGAUGACUUUGUUUCACCUGAUGUGCCUGAGAAAGAUGAUGAGCUAAAAGAUCUACCUCAUGGCUCACUGACAUAUCGUUUAGAAGAUCUGGCCUAUACCAGAAGUGGAGAUAAAGGCAACUCUGCAAAUAUAGGCAUUGUAGCACGGCACCCCCUCUAUUAUCCAUACUUAAAAAAAAUCCUUACUGCUCGGGCAAUAGAAGACUACUUCCAACACCUUCUGCAUAAAGAGCAUGCAGAAGAGACUUUAGUCACAAGAUACGAGUUACCAGGAAUAUAUGCAUUAAACUUUGUUUUGAAAAACUCCCUUGGUGGUGGAGGCACUGCAUCCUUGAGAAAUGACCCACAAGGCAAAGCUCUUGGACAAAUGCUAUUGGACUUCCAGAUUAAAAAUGUUCCUGAUUUAAAAUCUCUAGUAGAAUAACCAAAACAAGUGCAUCCAUUUUGGGAAACAAUGUUUCCAAAUAAAAAUACAAAAUUGAAACUAAAACAAAGGACUAAAGGAAUAAAUAUUAUACAUAAACAGUAGAUGGUGAGUCAACAGCUACAUCAGUACAGAGAAGUCAUCAGUGGGAGGGAGAGGGUGAGUGUUCUUGAGAAAAAGACACCAAAGUGUUCACAUUCUAUAUAAUGACCACUAAGACUGGCUUAGUCUAGCAUUUAUGUAUGUCUUGUUAGCAUUUAAUGCAAUUUUUCUUUAUUUUCUAUAGAACAUACUUAUGAAAGGAUAGUAAAAGUAUAUGGUGUUUACAUAUAAAGCAUUCAAGAGUAUGUUUUAAUUCCAGAAUCUAGGACAAGCCCUCAUCUGUGAGCAAUGUAUCUUAUUCUUUGUUACUGCCUCUUCAGAUUUCUUGCUGUGUGUAAUUUAUAGAUGUCCUCAUGCAGAUGAGGUACAGAGUAUAGAUUUGGGAUCAAAAGUGAUCCUCAAUUACUGAUUAUGUGGAAGCAGUGCUAUUUGGAUUAGUGUGUGUUUUUUUUUUAACUUUAGUUCUAUUUGAAAAAAAAAUUACAGUAUCCUAAUACCCAAUAUUUUAUCUUGGAAGAUGACAUUUAAAAGUAUAAUCAGCUAAUAUGUUAAUAUAAAAUAAAGGCUUGCUAUUAAAUUGCCUUCAUUCAUAGGGUUGCCUCUAGGUGAGACAGAUCCUCUACUCCCAAAGACUUUUUUUUUUUAACAUUUAGUUUUGAAGAAAGUAGUAUGGUAAUCUAGAAAGAAAACCAUAUUUAGAUUGAGAGGUUAGAAAUUAGAUCAAUCAAUAAACAUUUAUUAAGUAUCCACUAUAUACUAGGGAUCAUAUAUGCUAAGCCCUAGACAUGGCUCAGUUCUUAUUUCUUCGAUUGAAUUAUCUAUGUGAUCUUAAGCAAAUCACUUCACUUCCCUAGGACUCAAUUUCCUUGUUGUUAAAACCAGAUGGUCUCGAUAUCUCUUCUAGUUCUAAAUCUUAGGAAUGAAACGAAAGGAAUGACCAAAAUGACCAAACCAUAUGCCAAAUUCAACACUAUAGAAAAAUAGUACUGUAGUAAGGUUAUGAAAAGUUUACUUUAAAAGUGUUUUUGGUAUCUCUAAGUGCAUGGAUGAAUUCUGAGGCCUGAUAUACCCUUAAGUGUUACUACAUCAAUGUUGUUUUUUUACCUGCAACCUUAUUGCCAAUGACACAGUGAGGGUAAGAGUCCUUCCUUUAUAAUUUAUUCCUCAUAAAAUAAAAUAAUAGCUUUCAGAUCUGAUAGAGAUCAUCUAGCACAGCCCUUCUCAGUUCUGAGAUGAAGAAACUAAGGUACACAGGUGAAAUAACUUGCCCAAGUUCACAGAGCCAGUUAAUAGAAGGUUUAAGUCCUGAAUAUUAUUCACAUUCCUAGAUCAGGUUCUUUCUACUACCUCAUAUAUAAUAGGACAUUGGCUUAAUUGACAUUUCCUGAGUUUAGCUAUACUGCAACACUUCUGAAUAGAAUGGUAUUCUUAAUUCUGCCAGUUUUCAUUUGUGAUUUUAUAGUACAGGCCAAUAAUUCACAGCUUACUGCUUUUCAACUACUUGGCUCUUCUGUCCCAAUAAAGGGCAAAGAAUAUCCUCAGUUCUGAAUCAGGGCUGGAUGGUGGGAAAAUCUGCCACCUAGUUAAGUUGGAAGCUGUCUUCCAUACUGGGAACUGGUGGGAAACUGGUGUCUCUUCCAAAGGUUUGGGAUUUCAAUCCCAUGAUCAUGUCUUUUUGAGUUUGGGAAGCUUCCAACUAAAUUUAUAAUUUCCCACUUGGUUUCCACAACCAUUCACAAAUUUAUAUAUGUGCUUGGGCAAAUAAACAGGCUUAUCAGUGUUUUGCUGAGAAAGGAGAAAACUGGGGGAAAAUCUACACAGUAAUAUCUUGAUUUCUAUGGGUAUUAAAACAAGCUUACUUUGGGAAAGGGUUUUAAUGCUGACUUUCAUUACCUGUGUGACUUUAAGAAAGUCAUGAAUGUUGAAAACUUGGUCAGUUUUAUGUCAAUAAAAUUUUACUUUUAAAAUUUUAAAUUUUUUUUUUAAAUUAAAAAAAGUCACGUAAUCUCUCUGGGUCUCAGAUUCCCUGUAGGAUUUCCAAAAUCCCUUCUACUUAAACAACAAAACAAACAAGAACAAACAACCUGUGAUCCAAAGUAAAAUGUGAACACACAACAUUAUAUCUAAAUUUAUUUGAACCCAUAAUUGUUUGAGCCAAUAUUUUAUACUUAAAAGGGUGAAAUAUGAACAUAUUAUGGUAAUAGAAAUUAUUUUACAUUAUAACAAUGCAUAUAACACUACUUUAAGUAAAUAAAAAUUAGCCUAAAUUACAUGGAAAUUAAGCUAUUUUCCACAUUAAGCUAUUGUGUGUGAAGCCUAAUUAGGGAAAAUAUAGAAAACUUCAGAGGAUCACCGAGUUGUCCUAUUCAAAGAUGCCUUGUGCUAUAGGGUGAGACAGCUCUGGAUGUAGCUGUCAUUCUAAAAUGUUAGUGGACUGAUUUUGAAUUCCUACCAAACCACAAAGAGUAUUGCUCAUUUUGAAGCUGGAUGACAUUUUUGUUAGGCAGAAGGCUUUAUUGAGUGCCCUCCUGAGUGUAGCAUGCUUAAAAUUCAUGUCUCAGCUUAUCUAAUAAAUGUGAUUCCAGUAUAGUUUUAUUAAAUUGAAGCUUUAGAAAUAAAACCAUUUUCAGUGCAAAGGGAGACUUCAGUACCUAAAGAAGCUUUUUGUUAAAGUAAAGAAUUCUUUCCCAUUUGAAUAAUUACUCUAAUUUGAUCUUUUGUUACUUUGGAUUGUCAUGUAGCAAUGAUCAGUAGACACUUUGACCAAUUGGAUGGGACCCCCAAGACUGCAAGGCCUUUGGUCAGAUGGGGCAUCACUCAUCACAUGAAGAUGCCCCCUUGUUUUGAUGAUAUAGUGGACUUAUAGGGACCUCCAUUAAUCUCAUCAAGUAGAUCGGAUAAGUUCCUCAAAUUGAGCCAGGGUCCUCCAAAACACUCCUGCUAUAGCUGUAUUGGGCUUCUAGACAAUGGGAAAGCUUUCACUAACCUAGCUUGGAGAUAGCAAGAGCUCCUACUCAAAGAUAGGAUCUUUUUUCAGCAGUUUCAAAGCAAUCUGGCAAACAAUGAGUUGGUGCUAUCAAAUCUUAGUAAUCUCUCCUACACACCCUUUCCAGAAUUUGUAGGAAUUUCUAGUAGCCAUGGGAGAGAAAUAUCCCCAGGCCUAUUUCUGAAGCCUUGUUCAUGGGAAGGAUGCUAUAGUAGAUGAGGCAUGGGGAGGCAACAUGCAUUUAUGAAGUGCCUGCUAGGUGCCUGGUCCUUUAUUUAGUACCACACAGAUAUCUCUGGAUAGCAAAUGAGGCCUGGAGUCAGGAAGAUCUGGGUUCAAAUACUACAUAUACUUACUAGCUGUGUGACUUUGAACAACUCACCUAGGAUUUGUGUGCCUCAGCUUACUCAUAUGUAAAACAAAGUAGGGGGUGGAUAUGAUGGCUUCUAAAUCUAUGAUUCAAUGACUUUACUUUUGACAUUCUGUUUCCCUUACUAGGGUGUCAGCUGGAAUCAAUAAAUCAAAUUUAAUAAAUAGUUAUUAAGUACCUGCUAUGUUCCCAGCAAGUAUUAAGCACUAGGGAAUAUAAAAAGAGUCUAAAGAAAGUCCCUACCCUCAAGGUGCUUACAAUUUAAUAGGGAAGACAACAUACAAAUAAAUAUAUACAAAGUAUGCUAUAUACAAGAUAAAUUAACAUAGAAAAGGUACUAGAAUUAAGAGAGGUUGGUUAAGACUUCAUGUAAAAAAAAAGGGGGCAGGGAGGACUUGAAUUGAGACUUAAAGGAAGCCAAAGAAUGUGGAGUUGAGAAGGGAGAGUGCUGAGGGAAAUGAAAAUUAGUUUCUCACAAAAAAAGGCUAUGGACCCUCAGAAUAUACUUUUUAGUUAAGAAAGAGCGGAUCUCAAGGUAAAUAAAAUUAACUAGGAUGACAUUUACAUAGUAGUACAUUGGAUUUCUAUACUAUCUUUAAUCUGCAGGUCUAAACACUUUUGUAAACAUUACUUAAGCCCCAGAAAAGUCUGUGAAUUAUUAUUUGAGUGCUAACAGUAUAGCUAUAAAAAGUUUAGAAGAAACCAAAUCCUUGCCCUAAGGCCUUUCGUUGAAAGAUUUCUAAGAUCCUUGAGAUCUCAGUGGUAACUAUAAAUGGGAGGGAGAGAAAAAUUAAGGAAUAAAGAAUCGGGCAUUUUGUCUUCCUUGUCCUGGGAUGUUUGGCAAUGAGAUAUGCAGGGUGAAAUGCCAGAGAUCAUUAAAAUACACAAGAUCGGACUCUAGUAAGAAAUACUUUAGGAAUCAGGAACAAAAAUAAAUAUAUAUUGUAAAUCACCUUUUUUCUUGAACCAGAUCACUGGUAUGAAGAACUCCCAAGAAGAAAACUCCUUGACAUUGGCACAUGCCCUGCAAAUUAUAAUGCUACCUGGGGCACUAAGAGAUUAAAUGACUUGCCCAGGGUCACAGAGCAUAACCACCUAAAACAGUUACACUAAGACGUUAAGUGCCUUCCUUUGGAGUGACUCAACUGCCCAGUGUCAGAGCACUGACUGACAAAAGUGAAUGUAGAAAAACAAAACACUAUUGGUCUUGAUUUAUUCCUGCUGGUUCAGUUCUGGCCAAACUCUUUAGUUUUGAUUCAGGUCUGGUCCUGCCUGUGGAAACAAGGUGCUUUACUUGGAAUCAGGAAGACCUGACUCAAGACUCUCUCCUUAUAUACUCACUGGCGAUGUAACCCUCAAUCUGUCUAUUAACAUCUCUGAGACUCAAUUUUCUCAUCUGUAAAAUAGUCAUUUUUUUUUACCAUUUUUAUGGUAAAGAUGGCAUUUUUAUUGGUCCAUUUGAUUAAGUGUAUCCUCUCAGGUAUUAAGUGUAUCCUUUUUGCAUAUUAGUGAAUAGAUUAGAUGACUUAAGUAAGCUAACUUAUGAAUUAUAAUUCAUUCAGACAUUUAUUGAGAGUUUAUGGAAGCAGCCAGGUGGCUCAGUGGAUAGAGCAUAAGGCCUAGAGACCCUGGGAGGCCCUGGGUUCAAAUGUGACCUCAGACACUUCCUAGCUGUAUGACCCUGGGCAAGCGUCUUAACCUACAUUGCCUAGUCCUUACCUCUCUUCUGCCUUAGAAACAAAAUAUGAUAUUGAUUUUAAGAUAGAAAAUAACAGUUUAAAGUUUGUUUGUUUUUUUACCAUGUACUGAGUACCUUGGGAGGCUGGGGUUCUGAUGUGGAUUAUGCAAGUCUUUUGAAGAAAUGAAUUAUAAUAUUAGCUAGUAUAGUUUUUUUCCUCAUAUGCAGCCACAUUUUCUCUUUUGAUUGUCACAGAUAAAUGGAAAAGGAUGUUUCACUUAAUUCCAAAUAGAGUUGUUGACUAUUAUCUGAUAAUAAUAAAUAAAGCUUAUAAAGAAUUUUAAAAACUAUUUUAGUAAUAACUUUACAGAGUACUGUUCUCUAAACUGUUCUCUAAUCCUAAUUCUGUUCUUUAAUUAAAAAUAUAAUUUCUUGUUUUUAUUCAUGCUAUAAGUGAUGGAAAUAUUCUUAAUUUUAAAAGUGUAUCAAAUGAUUAACAACGUUUUAAAAAUCACUUUGGAUUAAACAUUUUUGUCAUUUCUAAAA